CGGACACUUGUUCUCGCAGACAUAAUAACGCCUCAACAGUUUGCGAGCCUAGAAACUGCUUACCUUGCUAGCCGGUUGGAGACUGGAACCGAGGAUGUCGCUCCACGGCAAGCGAAAAGAAAUCUACAAAUACGAGGCGCCAUGGACGGUCUAUGCAAUGAACUGGAGCGUCCGUCCAGACAAACGGUUUCGUCUGGCGCUGGGCAGCUUUGUGGAGGAGUACAACAACAAGGUCCAGUUGGUUGGUCUGGAAGAAGAGAGUUCAGAGUUCAUCUGCAGGAAUACAUUUGACCACCCGUACCCCACCACCAAAAUAAUGUGGAUUCCAGAUACCAAAGGAGUCUACCCAGAUCUGCUUGCCACAAGUGGGGACUACCUUCGCAUCUGGAGAGUCAACGAUACAGAAACACGUCUAGAAUGCUUGCUGAAUAACAACAAGAACUCAGACUUCUGUGCUCCGCUUACCUCCUUUGAUUGGAAUGAAGUGGAUCCCAAUCUACUGGGGACUUCCAGCAUUGACACAACCUGUACCAUCUGGGGGCUGGAGACUGGUCAGGUUUUGGGACGGGUCAACCUGGUGUCUGGACAUGUCAAGACCCAACUCAUUGCCCAUGAUAAAGAGGUGUAUGACAUAGCCUUCAGCCGUGCAGGUGGUGGUCGGGAUAUGUUUGCCUCUGUUGGAGCCGAUGGUUCUGUGCGCAUGUUUGACCUCCGGCACCUGGAGCACAGCACCAUCAUCUAUGAAGACCCCCAGCACCACCCGCUUCUCCGUCUCUGCUGGAACAAACAGGACCCUAACUACCUGGCCACAAUGGCCAUGGAUGGCAUGGAGGUGGUGAUCCUGGAUGUACGUGUGCCAUGUACACCAGUGGCACGGCUCAACAACCAUCGCGCCUGUGUCAAUGGUAUUGCCUGGGCCCCCCACUCCUCCUGUCACAUCUGCACAGCAGCGGAUGACCAUCAGGCCCUAAUCUGGGACAUCCAGCAGAUGCCGCGGGCCAUCGAGGACCCUAUCCUGGCCUACACCGCAGAGGGCGAGAUCAACAACGUCCAGUGGGCAUCCACGCAGCCUGAUUGGAUUGCCAUCUGCUACAACAACUGCCUAGAGAUCCUGCGUGUCUAGGAGAAGAGUUGGAGUGUUGCAUUUAUCUAGACUUGGGAUUCAAUUUUUCAAGUGUGAGGUCUUGUAGUCCUCAACCCACUGCUUUCAAG
Messenger RNA from Lampris incognitus (smalleye Pacific opah), 1212 nucleotides. RefSeq names its product ddb1 and cul4 associated factor 7 (gene dcaf7). The transcript is spliced from 7 exons. Gene Ontology annotation, cellular component: nucleus. The coding region runs from base 95 to 1123 and encodes 342 amino acids. The record is from RefSeq and is a predicted model, not a curated record. Gene Ontology annotation, molecular function: protein binding. NCBI's taxonomy places the organism in Eukaryota, Metazoa, Chordata, Actinopteri, Lampriformes, Lampridae.